AUUAAUAAAUUUGCUUCUUUUUAUUUCAUCGUUUGUACUUAGUAUCGCUCGUUUCCUGGUCCCGACCUAUUUCUACAGAAGCUUAAAGAUAGAGUGACACUUCAACGCAGAGAUGACGGCCGAGUUUAUGUCCGGACUUAUUGUGGGUCCUGUAGAGGUAAACCAUGCUCAACUCAUGAUCCAACGUCGCGCUUCAGCACAAGAAAAGAAGUCCAAAGCGACUAGCAUUCGUUUCAAAGCUUUAGCAUUCGAAGGUGAGGCGUCCACCUCGAGCAGAAGAGAAUCCAGAAGUAACUCUAGUCCACAUCUCCAGUCUGGAUCAGCCAGCACUACCAGUGGAAUGAUGAGGUCGUUCAGGAAGAGUAUAAGAAACAGGAUGUCUCAAGGUCAGAGGUCGAGGCGGAGAUCUGCAGGGGUCCGUCCAGACCGCUCCAUGCCGAAUAUAAAGUUCCCUCUUGGUGGGAUUGCUGGGGUGUACGAUAUCAGCAGACUAAUCUUUGGAAAAGUAUACAACAAGCUAAAGCCAGAUGACCCUGAUAAAGUGGUAGACAUAGAGAGUCAAGAUGAGCAGGUUGGAUACGAGUUCAGCACUACCCAGAUAAAGGAGUUCAGAAAAGUGUUUAACGCAUUUGAUCGGGACGGAAACGACUCGAUCGGAACAGAAGAGUUGGGACCCGUUCUCAACGCGUUAGGAUAUUCUCCUUCAGACUUGGAUAUUCAGAAGGUGUUAUCAAGAUUCGAUGCAGAUCACUCAGGGGACUUGUCGUUUGAAGAGUACCUGGCCCUCAUGGCGGUGUGGGUAGAGGAGGACGAAACUCAGAUAAUCGAGGCUUUUAAGGUGUUCGACAAGAGCGGAGACGGUUUUGUAACAAUAACUGAACUCAAGAGGGCACUUUGCAGAUUUGGUGAAAAAUUCAGUGAAGAGGAAGCAGACGAGUUCUUCGCUUUAAUAGAUGUGAAUAAAGACGGGAUUAUAAACUAUGAAGAGUUUGUCAAAUAUAUGUUAUCAGAGAUUAAUAGGGGUCCACCCCCUAGACAAGUAAAGACUUGAGAAGUUUGCACUCGCGAAGAAAACAAUCACGUGCGAAUGUAUUCGAAGGAAGUUGGCGCGCAAAGAGUUCCCGAUCAUAUGAAUAGAUCCGGAUAUGAAAAAUGAAUACAUGAAGAAGUCAAAUGCGGAUUGUGGAAUGUUUUUACACAAUAUUGGGCGGGUAAGAAUAUCUAUCGAGGCAUAUCGAUCAUGACGAGUGUAUGACCUGUUCCUCAACUGAAAGAGAGAAACCAGUCACUGUUCAGUGUUCAAGCUCUUCGAGAAAGCAACCCUGACUUUUAUGUUCAUAUGUUGGUUUUCAGAUGACAAUGUCCAUUGAAUGUCGCAAAAUGUCGUGAUAGACAGUAAGCUGUCAAGUCACAGCUACUACUGAUGUUGUUGCAGUUCGAUUGUUGAGUAGUUAAGAGUACUUGCGAUCAAAGAAGAACCGUAUGUUUGAAGACAUUUAACACUUUUGGGGCUCAGAGCUUCUUUUUACAGAUUACAUUAACACAAUGCAACCCCCGGUACAAUUAUAUUACUAAGCAGUGGAGAGAUUUCCAACACAGUUUUAGUGAUUAAAUUAUUGUGGAGAUGGAACGGGGUGAAUUAUUUUUAGCCUUGUAUGUUUGGUCCCAUUUUAGUAUGUUUGGUUCCAUUUGCAGCUUAAUAACAACAGUUACAAA
This is a messenger RNA of Bolinopsis microptera, 1716 nucleotides long. RefSeq lists its product as uncharacterized. Gene Ontology annotation, molecular function: calcium ion binding. Bases 113 to 1051 code for a protein of 312 amino acids. Gene Ontology annotation, cellular component: myosin II complex. The transcript is spliced from 6 exons. The record is from RefSeq and is a predicted model, not a curated record. NCBI's taxonomy places the organism in Eukaryota, Metazoa, Ctenophora, Tentaculata, Lobata, Bolinopsidae.